AUGAAAAUCGAUAUUCUUGGAAUAUCAGAAAUGAGAUCAUUUCCAAAGUCAGGAGACUUUUGGAGCGGAGACCAUAGAAUAAUAUAUACAGGAGCAUCAGAGAAGAAACCUGGCACAGGAGGAGUAGGGAUUAUAAUGAAUAAAACCCUAGGAAAAAAAGUUAAAGGCUAUAUACAAUAUGACGAUAGAAUCAUUCUAGUCAAGCUCCAGACGAAACCAAAAGAUACAAUAGUAGUUCAAGUCUAUAUGCCGACAUUAAAUAGUAACGAUGAAGAGGUAGAAGAAGUAUACGAAAAUAUAGAUAAAAUAAUCGAAAAUGUUAAAGGGGAAGAGAAUCUGGUAGUAAUGGGUGAUUCGAAUGCCGUUGUAGGGGAAGAAAAAAAAACGAUACCCGGUCUCCGAAGAGAUCCAUCCGAUGAUCUGGAUGCUUCGUCGAAAAGACCUGGCCGUUCGCCGUUGGCGGCUCUACUCCAUCAUUAA
This is a messenger RNA of Daktulosphaira vitifoliae (grape phylloxera), 480 nucleotides long. RefSeq lists its product as uncharacterized. The transcript is spliced from 2 exons. The coding region runs from base 1 to 480 and encodes 159 amino acids. NCBI's taxonomy places the organism in Eukaryota, Metazoa, Arthropoda, Insecta, Hemiptera, Phylloxeridae. The record is from RefSeq and is a predicted model, not a curated record.